UCUGCGAAGCCGCCGGUGCCAGCCCCUCCCGGGAGCCACUCUUUGCCCUGCGGGAAGUCCGCGCAGCCCAGGAUGGGGGUCGGCGGGUGCUGCUUAGUCCUGCCCUGGAGGUGCCUCGUCGUCCUGUGUCUCAGGCUGCUCUUCCUUGUGCCCGCAGGAGUGCCCGUGCGCAGCGGAGAUGCCACCUUCCCCAAGGCGAUGGACAACGUGACCGUCAGGCAAGGAGAGAGUGCCAUCCUCAGAUGUACCGUGGACAACAGGGUCACACGAGUAGCUUGGCUGAACCGUAGCACUAUCCUUUAUGCUGGGAAUGAUAAGUGGUCAAUAGAUGAGCGAGUGGUCAUCUUCUCAAACACCAAAACUGAGUACAGCAUCAAAAUCCUUAACGUGGACAUAUAUGACGAAGGCCCUUACACCUGCUCCGUUCAAACAGACAAUCAUCCAAAGACGUCACGAGUCCAUCUCAUCGUGCAAGUCCCUCCCCAGAUUAUAAACAUCUCCAGAGACAUCACCGUCAAUGAAGGCAGCAGCGUAACCCUUCUGUGCUUGGCGUUUGGGAGACCAGAACCAACGGUGACAUGGAGGCAUCUGUCCGGCAAAGGCCGGGAAUUCGUAAGCGAAGACGAAUACUUGGAGAUCACAGGUAUCACCAGGUACCAAUCUGGGGAGUAUGAGUGCAGCGCUGUUAAUGAUGUUGCAAUACCAGAUAUCCGGAGGGUCAAGGUCACUGUAAACUACCCUCCAUCCAUCUCCAACGCCAAGAACACUGGGGCCUCCGUUGGCCAGAAGGGAAUCCUGCGCUGUGAAGCCUCUGCUGUCCCCGUAGCAGAAUUUCAGUGGUUCAAAGAAGAAACCAGAUUAGCCAACGGACUGGAUGGUGUGAGAAUCGAGAACAAAGGCCGGAUGUCCACGCUAACCUUCUUCAAUGUCUCGGAGAAGGAUUAUGGCAACUACACCUGUGUGGCCAUCAAUAAACUGGGGAACACCAAUGCCAGUAUAAUCCUGUAUGGCCCUGGAGCAGUACACGACGGGAACAACUCUGCGUCCAGAGGAAUGGCCUGCCUCUGGCUAUCAGGCACCCUCUUUGCUCAUUUCCUCCUCAAGUUUUGAUAAGAAAAGUCAAGCGCUUCUCGGCUGAGCCUGUGAAAUGCCCCAGGAGACGCGUCUUGGUCUGAGAGACGGUGCACAGUGGAAAGUUAAAAUGAGUUUUCAAAGAAAAAAGUGUCCUAUUAUUAUCUCUGUGUCUCUUGAGCAAAAGGGUUGUUCUUUCUACUUGUUACACUGUACAUACCUGUUCAUGUUUUUAACUGUC
Molecule: messenger RNA, 1312 nt
Organism: Eublepharis macularius
Lineage: Eukaryota; Metazoa; Chordata; Lepidosauria; Squamata; Eublepharidae
Gene: OPCML
Product: opioid binding protein/cell adhesion molecule like
Exons: 8
Coding region: 73-1110 (345 amino acids)
Cellular component (GO): neuron projection
Source: RefSeq, a predicted model, not a curated record